This is a messenger RNA of Drosophila arizonae, 250 nucleotides long. RefSeq lists its product as uncharacterized. The record is from RefSeq and is a predicted model, not a curated record. Lineage: Eukaryota; Metazoa; Arthropoda; Insecta; Diptera; Drosophilidae.
GUUGACUUUUGUGCGCUCCAAGAAGAUAGUUGUCUUUCACCAUGUUGAAGCUGGUUUUCCUGCUGCUCGCUGCUCUGCUCGCUUUGGCUGUGGCUGUACCUGCACCAGGGCCGAAUCCUAAGCCUAGCCCACAAUUUGUUUAUUCAGCAGGCUAUCCAGCUGUCGCCUAUGCAUCCCCUUAUGUUUAUUAUGGCUAGCAUGCCCUUCUUCAAAAUGGACAUAAAAGACAAUAAAGAUUUUGCAAUUUAAA